This is a messenger RNA of Diceros bicornis minor, 1607 nucleotides long. RefSeq names its product MAP3K12 binding inhibitory protein 1 (gene MBIP). The transcript has 9 exons. Gene Ontology annotation, cellular component: cytosol. Lineage: Eukaryota; Metazoa; Chordata; Mammalia; Perissodactyla; Rhinocerotidae. The record is from RefSeq and is a predicted model, not a curated record. The coding region runs from base 34 to 1068 and encodes 344 amino acids.
UCUGUGGUGGCGGGGGUGGCCUGCGAAGGUGUCAUGGCUGCGGCCACCGAGCUUAGUCGCCCUAGCAUCGGUAACAGGAGCCUGGAGCGGAGCUGCAGCCCCAGCCUCUCCCAGGAGGUGCUCUGCGAAAUCUUUCGCUCCCUGCAUACCCUGGCCGGACAACUUAACCUCAGAGAUGAUGUGGUGAAAAUUACAAUCGAUUGGAACAAGCUCCAGAGCCUCUCGGCACUCCAGCCCGCUUUGCUCUUUAGUGCACUUGAACAACACGUUUUAUAUUUACAGCCUUUUUUAGCAAAACUUCAGCCUCUGAUUAAAGAGGAGAAUACAGCUGUUGUUGAAGAGAUAGAAAAAACAGAAACAGGGAACAAGAAUGAAGUAAAUGCCAAAUUUCCCACUGGCGAGCUACAAGAGGAAGAAAAGCACAAAGAUGGUGAUUUAGGAGAUGUGAAAAAGACACAGAUCCAUUUUGAUCCAGAAGUAGUUCAAAUAAAGGCUGGAAAAGCAGAAAUUGACAGACGAAUAUCUGCAUUUAUUGAAAGAAAGCAAGCUGAAAUCAAUGAAAACAACGUCAGGGAAUUUUGCAAUGUUAUUGAUUGUAAUCAAGAAAAUAGUUGUGCAAGAACUGAUGCCGUUUUUACCCCUUACCCUGGAUUUAAAAGUCAUGUAAAAGUUUCUAGAGUUGUCAAUACAUAUGGACCACAGACUAGACCUGAAGGAAUUCAAGGGUCAGGUCAUAAACCCAACAGCAUGCUUCGAGAUUGUGGUAACCAGGCAGUAGAAGAAAGACUACAAAAUAUUGAGGCUCACUUGCGAUUGCAGACAGGUGGUCCAGUGCCAAGAGACAUUUAUCAGAGAAUUAAAAAACUUGAGGAUAAAAUCCUUGAAUUGGAAGGCAUCUCUCCUGAAUAUUUUCAGUCUGUGAAUUUUUCUGGAAAAAGAAGAAAAGUUCAACCACCUCAACAGAACUACUCACUGGCUGAACUUGAUGAGAAAAUUAGUGCCCUCAAACAAGCCCUGCUCAGAAAAUCAAGAGAAGCAGAAUCCAUGGCAACUCACCACCUUCCAUGAAUAAAUCCUCUCAUCCUUGUCAUUUUACUUUUUUAUAUACGUGUGUAACUUACACUACAGUUAAUUAAAUGGAUAUGUAUUUAUCUGUGUAGACUUCCUUCUGAAGUCAAGGUUUAUUUUCAUGUGAGUCUAGCUUGCAGCAAAUACUCUUCAGAUAUUCCAGUGAAUUUUGAAAUAGUUAAUGCAUUGAUAAUAGCAUUGUAGAAAUUUAUUCCCUUCUGUUUUAAAGGAGGUAUUUCGGAAAUUGAAAAACUUAAUUUGAAAGUACAUCUUUGUGUGUGUGUGUGUGUGUGUGUGUGUGUAUCACAGAAAGGAAGGUUUAUUUUGAAUAGUCAUAUUUUGAAGGACUUUAUAUUUGUAAUAUCAGUGUUAACUAGUUUAUUUAAAUUAGUGCUUUGUACAUACUAGGCAUUCAACAAAAAUGUAUUGACUGAAAUGAAUUUUAAAUGAAUGCAUACACUUUUUAUUUUUCAAAUGUCAAUUUUCAUGUAAAUAAACAGUAGAUUUCACCUUUAUCCCCUUAUUGGCUGUGUGACCUU